AUGGAUGCUUCUGGUGUAAUUGAUGAAUUGAAACACCGGAAGGAAGCUUUCGUUACCGGACACUCCGGAAGUUCAAUUGCAGAUUUACGAGAUGUCACAUUAGCCGGUAUUUUUUCUAACGCCGCUUGGAUCUACGUCGUUUCGAACAAUCCCAGCUACCGGGACUCCUUCUGGUUAGAUUUCUUAUUGAAUUGGAUGGGUCUCCUCUGUAGUGUUACUGUAUUUGGGGAAAACCCAUUUCUUACAGGUAUAUUAGGUUUAAGUGCGGUGCUAUUAUUUGGAUGUAUAUCUAAGGGAAGUAAACGCGAAACGAUUAAAGAAACUGUAAUGGACAAUGGCAACCAGUCAGCAACCCUCACAGUGUAUAGGAGUACAAUGCUGAUCUUAACUUCCAUUGCCAUAUUGGCUGUAGAUUUCCCUAUCUUUCCUAGGAAAUAUGCCAAGGUAGAAACCUGGGGCAUUUCAUUGAUGGAUCUAGGUGUUGGAUCGUUUGUAUUCAGCAAUGGUAUUAUAAGUUACAAAAGAUUAAAAUCUGGAACUGAAUUAUCCAAAUGGGCUAAAAUUAAACAAUCAUUAAGGUCGACGGUGGUACUAGUGGUAUUGGGUUUCAUUCGUUUGUUUUCCGUUAAGGCUGUAAACUAUCAAGAACAUGCAACCGAAUAUGGUAUCCAUUGGAACUUCUUCUUUACCCUUUCAUUACUACCCCUUGCAAUGAUUAUUUUCGAUUUCUACAACAUGAGAUUGAGAUUUGUUAUAGGUUUGAUUGCAGCCAUUAUCUACGAGCUUUGCCUGAUAUACCAUCCAACCUUUCUGGACUAUUUGUUAAAUGCAGAACGAAUAGAUUUUAUUUCUGCGAAUAGAGAAGGAAUCUUUUCGUUUGUUGGUUAUUGUAUCAUCUACCUAGCUGGCCAGCAAGUUGGUAGUAUGUUCUUCCCAAUCUCCAGAAAUCCAAUGCAACUGCUGUGGAAAUUGGUAGCUCUAAGCAUCUUCAGUUCUGCCAUAUCGUAUGUUCUUCUACACUAUCAUCCAUUACAGGUAUCUCGGAGAUUUGCCUCAAUUGGGUACUCCUCUAUGGUUAUUUCAUUCAAUCUGUUAAUCUUAACCUUCGAUCAACUGAUAGUCGAAUGCUUAACGAGCAAACCUAGAGUGCCUAAGACGUAUCGAGCUGUAAACGGUAACGGCAUGCUGGUAUUUCUUAUAUCAAAUGUCACAACAGGGAUGGUUAACUUCACUUUCAACACAUUGGAUUCACCACCUUAUAAGGCGAUGGCGAUACUGACAGUGUAUGCUUUGUUCCUCGCCGUAUUCGCUCUAAAAGUUCCGUUUAAGCUUAAAUUUUAA
Molecule: messenger RNA, 1341 nt
Organism: Kluyveromyces lactis
Lineage: Eukaryota; Fungi; Ascomycota; Saccharomycetes; Saccharomycetales; Saccharomycetaceae
Gene: GWT1
Product: glucosaminyl-phosphotidylinositol O-acyltransferase
Exons: 1
Coding region: 1-1341 (446 amino acids)
Biological process (GO): protein localization to plasma membrane; GPI anchor biosynthetic process
Cellular component (GO): membrane; endoplasmic reticulum
Molecular function (GO): glucosaminyl-phosphatidylinositol O-acyltransferase activity
Source: RefSeq, a predicted model, not a curated record